Molecule: messenger RNA, 2538 nt
Organism: Papilio machaon (common yellow swallowtail)
Lineage: Eukaryota; Metazoa; Arthropoda; Insecta; Lepidoptera; Papilionidae
Gene: bif
Product: serine/arginine repetitive matrix protein 1
Exons: 7
Coding region: 439-2538 (699 amino acids)
Biological process (GO): chemotaxis; neuronal signal transduction
Cellular component (GO): rough endoplasmic reticulum membrane; nuclear membrane
Molecular function (GO): microtubule binding
Source: RefSeq, a predicted model, not a curated record
GUAUAUGUACACAUGUACACAUACGAUACAAAUACAAUAAAAAUAAGUAAGAAAUUCUAGUGUCAGUUAAUUUGCUAUUGGUAACGGUUGUGUUCAGUGAUUGUGCGUCUAGUUUUGUAGACUCAACUGUUUUUGUUGAAUAAAAAAGAGUGUAUGAGUGAUAUUUUACAGUGCGAUGUGAUACUGACAGCAAGUUGGAACAUGUGAUAUAAUAAGUUUAAAUAAAUCAAAACAAGAUCGACCACCCACGGGUGUCCGGUCCAGAAUUUCAGAAAUGAGGCUGUAGCUUCUGCGAGUGCUAAUACUUUCGGUUUCACGCUUCGAUGGCAUUUUGUUGAACCGACUACGAUAUAAAAAUAACGUAUUGUUAUGUUUUGGAUCGGUUCGAUGGACUUUUAACAGUUGCUUACUGCCCCAGCGCCGGCCCGCCACACCAAAAUGAUGGUCGAGACCAUGUUGGAGUCCUCGCAGGAUUUUGGUAUGUCGAACGGCAGCCUGCCGCAAUGGAAACGCGAGCUGCUGCAGCGCCGCGCUGCGCGCUCCCGCCCUGCGCCGCCGCCCGCGCCCCCGGCACCCCCGCCCCCGCCACCCCCUACCGACGACGAGGAGCUGCGCUAUGGGCCUGGCAUCGUCAAGCGCCUCAAGUCUCGCUACCUCAGCCUGGCGCUCCGCGACGCGCCGCGCCGGCGUCCAUCGGUCUUGCGGCGCGCCGCCUCCCUGGAGCACCUGCUGGACGAGCCGCCUCCGCCUCGCCCGCGGCCCGUCUCGCUCGCGGUUCCCCCGACCCCGCCGCGAAGGGACUCCGUCAAACGCGCUCGGUCCGUAGACGCCCUGAGUCGCCUGGACGAGCCCGAUGCUGCCCCGCGUUGUCGGCCUCCGCGCCGCCCCGCGCCCCUGCUGCGCGACACCGAGCGCCCGCCGCCCGACGUGGUGCGCGCCGCCCUGCGCAAAUUCGAAUCGGCUCCGCCUCGGCGCGCCGCGCCCGCCGCCCGCGUGUCGGCGGUUCUGCGCGGCCUCGAGGGCCCGCGCUCCUCUACGCCCGAGCCUCGCGCGCGCUCCCCGAGCCCCGCCGCAGCCGAUCUCUCGGCUAUAGACGAGCCGGAGGGAGCCGCGAUCUCCUCUAAGCCCGUCUCUCGCGCUGCACUCGAGGGCAUCGCUCGCGCCGGUUCCACGAUUCGCUAUGCUUUCGAAUCUCCGAAAAAUGGAUCACAUCUUCCUACGGUCGCCGCCGCCAACCCGGUGCUGCUGAGUCGUGCUCGGUUGUGGACGUCUCCGAGGCGCGUCGGAAUCAUCCGCCCGAUGCCCGCCCCGAGCUCCGAGCGCAACGACGCGAGCGCGACGCCACACCACGAGGAGUGUAUCGAGAAGCCCGCGGAGGAGCCUCGCGUCGCGUCGCCGACGCCCGACCCGGAAACUCGAGGGGAUAAACGCGAGCCGCCUUCCGCCGUCGUCGAACCGAUCCUGCGGUCGCCACCGUCUGAAAUCGUUCCGACAGAAACUACCGGACUUCCCUCUCCGAAACCGAUCCCGCCACCUCGAGAGCGCACCCCGGAUCCCAUCGAAACCAAGUCGGAGCCGAGAGUGAUGGAAACCAUCCCGAAGCCGGCUCUGAUGAACGGGCACGCGGAGGGAGGACGUACGCCCGAGCCGAGAGCCCGGACGCCGUCCCGCAUCGGCGCCGCGGGGAUAGAGCGAGCUUGGACCGGCGCCAAAGCCAAGAAGACCGGGGAAGUAGAGGAGAAGAAGGAAACGGAAGUGAAGCCGGCGACGUGGGGCCGAAAGCCGCGCCCCCCCGCGCCCGCCUCCACCUCCGUCGUGUUCAACUUCUCCAACCGCAAGGAGGUGCCCGAUUACAUCGAGAACGACGGCGUCAUCCGACGUGCCAGCCGCCGCCACAGGAUCAAGGCGGGCGAGCCGGGCGUGGUGGUGCUGCGGCCGGCGGCGGGCGGACCGUCGGAGGACUCAGGCUCCGAGUCGGAGGGCGAGGCGGAGCGCCCGCCCUCGCCCUGUAGCGUGCGCUUCGUCAACGACAACGUGCUUAUCAACGGCCGCUCCUCCAUGCGCCCAGACCGGCAGCGCAUCGCCAAGCUGAAGUUGCAGUUUGACGACUCGCUGACGCGCACCUUCGAGUACCCCUCCGAGACGUCGCUGUGUGAGGACUCGCCGCAGGAUGCGCCCUCCCCGUCGCCCUCGUUGGCGCCCUCACUGUCGCCUUCCGCGCCCUCCGCGCCUUCCGCACCCGCGGCCAGCACGCUCGCAGCCAACACUCACCUCGCUUCUGGUGCGCUGGGUCGCUACACGCCCAGCAAGACGCACGCCGAUGACUUCCAGCUCGGCCUCGCGCGUCCCCGCACAGAUGGCGCGCUGGAGCAGAACAAGGCGGAGGUGGAGGCGAGCGGCGCGGAGGUGGAGGCGGAGGCGGGCGGCGCGGAGGCGGAGGCGGAGGCGGGCGGGCAGGAGGACGUGCGGCCGUGCGCGGCGGACUUGGCGCACUCGUGGAGCGACGCGCGCGCCCUCUCCACGGACCUGCUGUUCUAG